Molecule: messenger RNA, 2366 nt
Organism: Oncorhynchus gorbuscha (pink salmon)
Lineage: Eukaryota; Metazoa; Chordata; Actinopteri; Salmoniformes; Salmonidae
Product: intraflagellar transport protein 80 homolog
Exons: 8
Coding region: 56-427 (123 amino acids)
Biological process (GO): cilium assembly
Cellular component (GO): cilium; centrosome; intraciliary transport particle B
Molecular function (GO): protein binding
Source: RefSeq, a predicted model, not a curated record
GUCAGCGAUAUUGGAAAAGGAGUAUCUCUGGGUAAGCUCCACCUGGCCUCUUAAGAUGGGCUGUAUUGAGAAGAGUGCGGAGGCCCACAAAGGAGCUGUGUUAGCCAGGAGAUGGAACUACGACGGGACCGCUCUCAUCACAGCUGGGGAGGACGGGCAUGUCAAGAUCUGGUCUAAGAGUGGCCUGCUGAGGUCCACCUUGGCCAGCCCGGACUCUGAUAGGAUCCUGUACACGUCAGGCAGACUGCUGAUAAUCAGGCCCCUGCAACCCAGCGCCAAGGUCCAACAGUGGAAGUCCCAUGAUGGGACCAUUCUGAAGGCGGACUGGAACUCUGUGAAUGACCUGAUACUGUCAAGUGGAGAAGACUGUAAAUACAAGGUGUGGGACAGCUAUGGUCGUCUGCUCUACACGUCCUUGUCUUCAUGACUACCCUGUGACCUCCAUGUCCUGGUCUCCGGAUGGGGAGGUGUUCGCAGUGGACUCCUUCAACAGCCUGCAUCUCUGUGACAAGCCCGGGUAGGGAGGCCUUCGGGAGGGGAGACCUGGGAGAUGGGGGACAUGCCACCCUGCCGAUUAGCGUGCUGUGAGGAGAAGCAGGCCUGUCUGCAGCGUACUACACGGGAGGAAGCUGACCAAGGAAAUCCUCUGCUUUGACCGUGGCCACCGGCCACUCUGGGAGAGAGAGAGAGUGCCCCAACCUGCUGGUUGAGACAGUAUACAAAGCCACACCUCAGCACAUGAAACCAACACAGACCUUAUUUGUGCAGUGCAGCACUUGGCGUCCCGUCCAGUCUCUAACAGGCAGCGUUAGGGUAAUGUUAGUGUUAGAAGUUUCUCCCUCUGCAAGCAGCCUCAGCCCUGCCAGCCACCUGCACACAGGAAAAAGCUGAGGCAUAGAGGUCAGGGGUCACAGACUAGACCAGAGGAGAGGGGUGGACAGAAAAAAGGGAUGGCUGGUAAAGCUGGUGAGCCCUGCCAGCCACCUGCACAAUGGAAGGGGCUGAGGCAGAGGGAUCAGGGGUUAAAGAUCACCACGGGAAGGUCAUCGCUGUCUUUGGGUGCACAUGGAGGAAUGUCCCUAAUUUAGACUGUGGACAAAGACAGGAGAGAGGGAAGGGGUGAAAGGAGUUAGGGAGGAGUAAAGAAGAGACAGAGGGGGGCUAGAUAGGGGUACAGAGACAGGGUAGUGAGGGGUAAAGAGAGAGACGGUGGAGAAUGAGAGACAUAGUUGAGAAAGAAGGGUAAAGAGCGACGGACGAGACUGAGUGGGGAAGCAGGAAAGUUCCCUUUCACACUACAGUCCUGGUUCUUGUGUAGCAAGCUGUUUAAGUUUGGCAUUGCUAAUCUGACCUCCAUAAAUCAACCCCCAAAUAUCAUCCAUCAACACUGAGAUCUCUCUCUCACACGCACCCUAACAGGUUGAAAAAACACAACUGUAAGCUCAAACUAUCUCAACUCAAUCAUAAGCCCUCUGACAGGCUGGAUUUCUAAACCAGAAGCCAAAUAACAGAAUAGGCUUUGUGUGAUACUCUGCAGAACGCUAAGAGAGAGGAGAGAGAGAGCAGUGAGAGAAGAAAAGAGUGCGAAGGAAUAUAUUGGAGGGGGGGGGGGGGGGGGUGUUCUAGUGGCCUUAGUGAGUAACUGUUGUCUUGGUGGUGUGGUGUGUUCCAAACGGCAGGCUGGGGAGUUGGUAGGAGCUGCAGCCUCUUCUCAGCUGCCUCGAUGGGUGUCACUGACUCACACCAGUACACCAAAAUAACUCCACUACACCCCCGACACACACACACGCACACAAGUAAAAUAUAACUUUUGAAAGAAAGGAAAAGGUUUGGGUAAUCACUCUUUGGCUCUUGAUUGUGUGCUCAUGCACCCCCACCCACACCCCACCCCACCCCCAUAACUCUGGCUAGUUGUAAUAGAUGAGGAUAGCAGAGUGCAUGUUUACGAGCGCGAGUGCUGGACUUGGCAGGCCUGAACGCUCCUUCAGUGUCUCACAGUUCAUCACAGCUCAGUGUCUGGGCCCUGACUCAACCCGUGUCUCUUACACACAGUUUACAUGGGGGGGGGGGCUGUCAUGCACCCAACCAAACCCCCCACUACCCCCAUAAUGCACCUAUCCCUGUUCACCCCCACCCCUCACUCUAUCCCUAACCGCCCUGGCUUACUGUACCCCUUAUAGCCCUUUGUCGCUGCACAGUAUCUGUCUUAUUGUUUGAAAUUGUGCAUUGAUUAAGUACAGUACUACCAAAUACUAAAUUUUUGCCAUUUACUCAACAAUCUCUCUCUGUCUCUCUCUAACUUCCUCUUUCCUUCUCUGUCUCUCUGUCUGUCUGUCUCUCUCUUUCUUUGUCAGUCUCUCUUUCUU